Ambispora leptoticha is the source of this 708-nucleotide messenger RNA. NCBI's taxonomy places the organism in Eukaryota, Fungi, Glomeromycota, Glomeromycetes, Archaeosporales, Ambisporaceae. The record is from the annotation of a GenBank genome assembly.
AUGAGUAAAGCCAUUAAUAAAAUCCCGAAAAGGGGCGAAAUACAAAGUUCUGAAAGAAAAAGUAUUCCCUAUCGAGGGGAAAUUUGGUUAAUAGAUUACAACUAUAAGCCGAAAAAGGGUAAAGAGAAAGAGUUAGAAAUAGCAAGCAAGAUUAAGAAAAUUAGACCCUCGCUGAUAGUUAGCAAUAAUCCGCAGAAUGAGUUUGACAUAGAAAUAAUUGUGGCUCCGUUGAGUAGUAAGAAAUUAGAAAGAAUAGAACCUUAUGAAAUCCUUAUUAAGAAAAAUGAAGAAAACGGCUUGGAUGAGGAUAGCAAGAUUUUAUUUAACCGCUUACGAGCCAUUGAAAAAGAAGAUCGUCUGGGAGAUUAUAUUGGAGUAUUAGACCAAGAGUUUAUGAAAGAAGUCAAAAAAAAGUUGAAAUUGGCUGAGGGAUUAAAAUCGAGAAAAAUCCGCUUAAAUGCGUUGAAUUUAAAAACGCAAUUCACCAAAAAAUAUAGUGGCUUGAAUAAUUUGGAGCGAAGAACCGCCACUGAGUUAGAUAAUUUAGUUGAAAUAGAUGACUGGUGUCGUAAUCCUACUCAUUAUGGGUAUGGCAUUGAAUUAAUUGAUGAAGUAGGGUUAACCCAAACUUUUUCCGGAUUUUCUGUUUUGAGUGGGGGAGAUAGUAGUUUGUUUAGAAGUGACUGGAGAGUUUUUAGAAAAAGAUAA